UCUGGAAUAUGCCAAAUUGUGUCGGAGCUGUCGAUGGGAAACAUAUUGCCAUCACAUGCCCCAACAAUUCAGGGUCAUUAUACUACAACUAUAGAAAAUUUUUAGCAUAGUACUUAUGGCUACCUGUGAUGCAAAAUAUACUUUUACUUCUGCUUAUAUUGGAAGUUACGGUGGACAAAGCGAUGGAGGUAACAUAGAUUUUACAACUUUUGACAUUUACUGACUUUAUUUAAAUUUAAAGGUGUUUUCCAACAAGCCGCUUUUGGACGCUCACUCCUUCAAAACCGUUUGCCUUUACCUCCAAAAACUCCUUUGUGGAAUGGCUCCAGGCUGGAUUUCCCUCAUUUUUUUGUUGGCGAUGCAGCAUUCCCUUUAAAGGAAAAUUUAAUGCGGCCGUAUCCAGGGACUCAACUACUGCAAAGCAAAACCAUUUUUAAUUAUCGACUAUCGCGAGCCCGUCGAGUUAUUGAAAAUAGCUUUGGAAUUUUGACUGCUCGCUGUCGUAUUUUGCGUAAAACAAUUGAAUGUUCCCCGGAUAAUAGUGAGAAAAUUGUUUUAGGAUGCCUCGUCCUCCACAACUUCAUCAUGCUAAAUGACCAUCAACGUUGGUAUUGUCCUGAUGACUUUGUUGAUACGGACAACGCGGACGAAUCCUCAGAAAAUGGACGAUGGCGUCUUGAUCACGAGAACUCAGGAGGUCCAUUACCAUCGAUUACAUCAUCUCGGCGAAACGACUACGACUGCAUUCCGUCUCAGAGAUGUCUUAGCAGAUUAUUUACAAAAUCAAGGGGCAGUUCCAUUUCAAAUGAACAGAUAAAUUUCUAAGCUAAAGCUGAAGCGUCGGGCAAAGCUAUGUUUUCGCAAGAUAUGGAAAGUUUUUUAUUCAAAUUUAUUUUCGAUAAUUUUUUAUAAAAAUAUA
Rhagoletis zephyria (snowberry fruit fly) is the source of this 919-nucleotide messenger RNA. RefSeq lists its product as uncharacterized. NCBI's taxonomy places the organism in Eukaryota, Metazoa, Arthropoda, Insecta, Diptera, Tephritidae. The record is from RefSeq and is a predicted model, not a curated record.